Messenger RNA from Saccostrea cuccullata (small rock oyster), 1158 nucleotides. RefSeq lists its product as uncharacterized. Gene Ontology annotation, biological process: negative regulation of translation; proteasome-mediated ubiquitin-dependent protein catabolic process; protein polyubiquitination. NCBI's taxonomy places the organism in Eukaryota, Metazoa, Mollusca, Bivalvia, Ostreida, Ostreidae. The record is from RefSeq and is a predicted model, not a curated record. Gene Ontology annotation, molecular function: protein binding; ubiquitin protein ligase activity; translation repressor activity. The coding region runs from base 122 to 1117 and encodes 331 amino acids. The transcript has 2 exons.
UUGAACUACCGAUAUCUAGGUCAGGGGUUGAUCAUUAAUCCAUUGUAGUGUGUCUGUAGUCGUAGCAGCUACAGUCGCAUAUGACAUAUUUUAUCAGAGAAUUGCUAGAAUCAGCAGAAAGAUGUCAACAGGACACGGUCAACAUUACAAGGAAUGUCAACGGUGUACCGGGGAAAUUAAAGAUGCUGUGCAGUGGCAUUGCACGAAACACAACCUUAACCUUUGCGACACUUGCAAAGACACCCACAAGACAAACCAGUGUGACAUCAUUCGUUACAUUGAUAAGUUCAGAGAAAACCUUAACCCCAACCCAGUAUUGACCAAGGAAGUUACGUGUCCUUUUAACUUUCUGAGAGAUAUCGGAAGCGGCGGUCAUGACCAGUUUUGGAUUUUAAGUUCAAGAAGUAAAGAUCUUAAACUCAUGGAUGCUGAAGGUAAAGAGUUGAGAAACGUGACAACUUCCGAUACUCCAUGGCGUUUGGCUGUGUCAUAUGACCGGAAGUUCGUAUUUUAUACAGAUAUCAGAGCAAAGGUCGUUAUGAAAGUGGACGCAAAAUCUGGAAAAAUAUCAAAGAUGUUUUCUACAGGAGAAUACGAACCCCGGGGAAUAGGUGUCUGCAGGUCAGGGGAUCUUUUAGUAUGCCUUUAUAGUACAAGCAGUAGUAGUGGCAAAGUUGUAAAGUAUAACCAAAACGGGAAAGAAAUACUGGAAGUGGAGUACGACCAAAAUAGGCGAAGAAUUUACAUGAAACCACAAUAUGUUAUAGAAAACAAAUAUGGCAGAAUAUGUGUUUCCGACUAUGAAAGGCGCGAGGUCAUUUUAGUUCAAGAAAAUGGAGAAUUUCUUUUUUCUUACGACGGAAAUAAGGCACAAGGUCUUGUGGAACAGUUUGUACCUGAGGGUAUUGCUACAGACAGCCGAGGAAACUACCUCGUAGCUGAUUACUGGAACAAUACCGUGCACGUCAUUAAAGAUAAUGGUGCGUUCGUUUGCUAUUUAUUGUACGGGAAAAUCGAGGGACCAACAGGCAUUGCGAUAGAUGACAGAGACCAGCUCUGGGUCUGUGAAUACAGCACUAGUAGUGGGAUUGUCAAAGUCAUGUCAUACCUUCAGUAGAGACAUAGAUCAUGAGCCAUUAAUGUUUGAAUUAACAGUAU